Corticium candelabrum is the source of this 1266-nucleotide messenger RNA. RefSeq lists its product as uncharacterized. The transcript has 3 exons. The record is from RefSeq and is a predicted model, not a curated record. NCBI's taxonomy places the organism in Eukaryota, Metazoa, Porifera, Homoscleromorpha, Homosclerophorida, Plakinidae. Bases 1 to 1266 code for a protein of 421 amino acids.
AUGAUAGUGGAAAGAGACUCAUCGCAUCAAGGCGGCAGAUUUGUUCUUUGCGAUCCGAAAGCAGUGGAAGAAGACAAGUCUAGUACAAACUUUGAAGAACCACAAGGACUACCAUAUGACAAUGAAAAAGUAACAGAGGGUAGAACGGGUAGAAGGUAUAUAGAACGGGCAGAAGAUGCCGAACGCCAAGCAUUUGCAAGUGAACAGCAAGGACGUGGAGGCUCUUUGAUAAAGAAUAUGCGCCCUUUACAGAAGACGUAUUCUAAACCAGUUUCAACCAAUCUAGUUGCUGAAGAUGGUACGAGUUUACAGAACGAUAAACAUAAGUUGAAUCGUUGGGUCAAACAUUUCAAGGGAGUGGUAAAUUGGCCAGUUGACGUCAUUGCUGUCUCCAUCGAUGAUAUUCCCAUUGUGUCUUCGUUGUCCAACUCAUGUCCGUCAAACGACGAGUUAUCUAUUCCCCUUUCUGAAGAGGAGAUCAAAUCAGCCAUCUCCCAGUUAAGAUCGGAAAAAGCACCUGAUAUAGAUGAAAUAUUCUUAGAGAUGCUCAGCUUGGGUGAGGAUGUGACUAUUCAGUGGCUAAAAUCUAUCUUUGGUGUCAUUUGGGCGACUGAAUUAGUUCCGUCGGACUGGCAAAGUCAACUUCUCGUGCCUCUGCACGAGAAAGGAAGCCAUACCAUCUGCGACAACUACAGUGGUAAUUCAAUUUUAAGCAUACCUGGUAAGGUGCUUGCCAAAGCUAUCCUAAAUCGCCUCAAGCCCAGAGCAGAACAACUUCUCCGUGAAAGCCAGUGUGGUUUCCUUUGCGAUAGAAGCUGUGCCGACCAACUUGUUUUUCUUCGGCAAUUGAUGGAGAAAGCACGACAAUAUCACCAUCCCGUCUAUGCUUGUUUUAUUAUAAAAGUUGCCUUCCAAGUUGCUUGCCAUUAUUCGUGCCUUACACGAUCGCGAGGAUUCCAGCGCUGCAGUAAAGCUUAUGGGAAGGUAUUGGACAAGUUCCCUGUCACCAACAGUGUCCGGCAAGGCUGUGUGUUGGCACCUGUCUUAUUCAAUUUAUACUUUAACGUUGCCAUUCACAUGGCUCUGGAUAAGCACAGAUCACGACGAAUGGGCAUCAAAGUAGCCUACCUUUAUGAUGCUGAUCUUGUCGAGAACCGGAAGACUCUGAGGUUUGAAUCAUUGGUGACUGAUCUGGAGGAUGUCGACAAUAUGGCUCUUCUCUCUGAGAAUUGGCUUGACCUCACCACAAUGCUCAACUCUAUCUAA